AUGGCCAUCUCAAGUGAUUGCUAUGGACAGAAUUGUGACAGUACAGACUGGAGCUCGACCGCGCACUCGAUCGAGCUGGAAGCACAGAUGCGAAAAGACAUGCUUGCACUCAAUUCGAAGUCUUUUGGAGCACUUUGGAGCAUAUGGGACGUAAGGAGAAAGGAAGGACUUGGUGCAUGGACGCAGCUUAACUGGACACGCAAUGGGAGAAGAGGAAGUCAUCUUGAAGACCAGCUCGACCACCUACUCGACCGGCCAAGCUUCAACUCGAUCAAGCUGAGAAGUCAACAAGAUCACAACGAAGACUUGAAUCAAGACAGGAUCAAGAACGAUCGAGCAGAACUGAAGAUACAACAAGAUUGUCCAGGUGGGACGAUCAUUGUGCAAACAUGGGAAGAGCCGACUGAACGGCGAAAUAUCAAAGUUCUCCAAAUCAAGAAAAGAAGAGUUUGGACAACAUCAGAGACCAUUCUAAGAAUUUUGGUCGAAGCAGAAUGCAAAUUGGACGAGCAGAUUGGGAGAAGCACGACGGGGACGAAACCCUCCAAACAGGGAAACGUACGAAACCCUCUGGACGAGGAAACGUACAUUUGGAGCAAUCUUGUUCUAAGCCAACCAAGUGGUGACACCAGCUACUUGGGGAAGAUAAGGAUGAGCUAG
This is a messenger RNA of Microthlaspi erraticum, 660 nucleotides long. The record is from the annotation of a GenBank genome assembly. NCBI's taxonomy places the organism in Eukaryota, Viridiplantae, Streptophyta, Magnoliopsida, Brassicales, Brassicaceae.